AUGCCAAAAUCCGCGGAUUUUGGCCAGAAUAAAGAACCGAAUAUUCCGGACGAUCAACCGGGGACAUCAGCAUCGACGUCGCAGUCUUUCACUCAAGGUACCUUGUUUUAAAUUAUUUUUUCCACUUUUAGGUACCAAAAGCACUACUAAAGGAUUAGAUUGAAAAUCCGGCAUAAAGAGCUGGUUUUCAAGUUUAUAAACAUAACUUAAAAAAUCGAUAAAUUUGAAGCUUGGUUAAUACAUAAUUUUCAAAAGGUUUAAACAAUAUGAGACUUGCGGCCUAAAUUUCAAGUUUCGUGCAAUUUUGUAAAAAAUCUUAAUUUUAAACACACAUACUAGCAAAAUAUAAAUCCCUAACAAAAAAAUGUUUUAUCAAAACACUUUUCAUCCUUCAAACUUCUGAUAACACCGAAAACUCCUUGAAUUAUCGAUUUUUGCAGCGAAAAAGCCAAUCAAAAGAGACCCUACAACACAUCGCUUUUUGAAGUCCAGAAGGCUCUACGAGUCUAACGAAUCGCCUAAAACCCAUCCUUUUGUGACCAACUGGACCAUUCAUGUACAUAAGAACAGUCCAUUGGCCCUAUAUUCAGGGAAGCACUCCACCAAGCAAUCAUUGGGGGGAUAUGUUUAUACAGGCGAAAAGGAAGUGGACAGAAUCACGAACACUCUGAAGAGACUCGGAGGUCGGUUUUAUCAUCCUUUUUCGAUAGAUCAAUAACCAACUUGUAUACAGUUUUGUUGAUUCUGUCUUUGAAUUUUCAUUUUUCAAAAAUAUUUGAGAAAAUUUUAAAUUUAUUCUUGAAACUAUUGAUCGGUAAGGAGUGGCUGAUCGAUAAAGGUCGUUUUUUCAAAAUUCAAAAAGUUUUUGUGGAAUCUAAAGAAAAUAUUUAAUAAAUGGUGGUUUUAGAAUUGCCCCAAAAGAUUUUUGACCCUCUGGAAGAGAAUGAGUUCAAGGAGCGACGGAAAAGCAUCGACGAGGACCUGGAUAAGGUGGAUCGACUGUUCGAGACUGAGACGAGGGAAAACAGCCAAGCACAAGCAAUCGGGUGGUUGGCUGAUAGGAUUUGUUGGCGACAAUUACCUCAGAUAGUGCGAAAAGAAAUUAUACGACAAGAUCCUCAACAAACGUUCGAGACUAAAGUGUUUAAGAAGGCGGACUUGGCCAAGUUAAUAUACCCUAACUUUGUGGACUGGCUUGAUGACUGGGACAUCAUGCCGGCUCCAGGGAACGCGUUGUUUGAGAAUAUUGAAGAUCCUAACCAUUAUGACCGAGGGGAACCACCAAUAUCUUGUUGUAUAUUUACAAAACAUAGGAAUGGACAAGUCAGUAGAUGUUUAAGGGAGCCUGUGAAGGGAUUCAACUCUAAAUUAUGUCAGAAGUCGAUCAGAAAACAGUUUCCAUUCUUCUGGAGCAAAACGGUAAGAAUUUUUUGUUAUUCCAGAUUUUAAGUAGCAUUUAUACCUUUUGUAAACUAUUUCACAAAUAAAUAUUUAUAUAAUAAUAUAUCCUAAAACUGGAAUUUUUAGGUGAUAUCACCGGCUGUCUGUAACUUUCAUUAUCAAGUCAUGGAAAACGAGAAGAAAAGUACGGAGGACAACCCAUUAUUUGAAAGGGCUUUGGGAAAGUACGAUGUUGUUGAACCUGUCCAGUUCGAUUCUGAUGCCCAAUUUGAAGAAGUCUCUGAAUACAUUAACGAUGCUUUGGAGAAGACACGAGAUGAGCAUAGAGAAGCGCUUAGUUUCAAUACAAGGUUUUGGAAGUUGAUGGAUGUGAGUUAUCUUGUUGUUUUUAAACUAAAAAUUCUGAAAAUAACUUUUUUAUAAAGUAGUUUAUCAAAAGCUUAGGUUUUUAUAUUUUUAACUUUUUAUCAUGUUUUAGCCACCCAAAUUGCGAGAGCCACUAAAUAAAGUGCGAUCAUUCGAAAGGCCGUCUAGAGAUUACACGGGAAUGAAAGUAGAAGACACCGAAGUGUUAGUUGAAACCAUUUACAGGCGAAAAAAGAAGAAUCAAUUAGCUAAAGCCUCUAAUCUGCAGACAGAUUCUAAUGGAUUUGAAGUAGAAGAAGGAAAGGUAAGAGUUGACACUUUUAUUCUGUUUUAGGUUAAAUUUAUUACGGUGUUCUUAACCACUACGUCUUUAAUUUCAAUAUUUUCAGAAAAAGUCAAAACGAAAGUAUUCCAACCAAACGGUGGAUUCAGAAGGUCUUGCGUCGUUCUCGGACGAUGACGAUUCUGAAUACUUGACUGAUAUUGAACUGAGCGACAAGCUUUCUGGCUGGCUAUCGCCUAAACCUAGAUGCAAAUGUGGUCCAACUUCACCCGUGGCAAAUCGCUUUGUAGAAGAUGAAAGUUUGGACAACAGCACGUGGAAGAAGAAUAGGAUACAGAAGGCGCUACAGAUAGGAUUCUUAAAUGCAGUGAAGCCUGAACCAAAAGAGACAAAAGCAGAAGCCAAGAAGGAUAACAAGAAGUCCAUGUUAUCACCACGACCAACAACUUCUAAACAUGCGUUCGAUGAAGAUGUGAUAUUGUCGAGUCUUCCGUCAGCCGUUAGCAGUAAGAAGAAUGGACGAUUGGAGCUGGACUCAUCGUCAGAAGAGGAAGAGUACGAGAGUGAGAGAGUGCUACGCGUGUUUGGACUUUUGAAUAAAGCUGAUUCGGUACCGGAUCCUAAAUUAACAUUUGAUGGGUGUUCUGGAGCUACUAUACGACGGAUAAAGAAGCAUUACAACCUACCAAACAGGUCUGGAGCUACUUCUAAGUCAUUGGUAAGUCUAGAUAUUUUGUUAUUUUAGAUAAUCAAAACAAGUUGAUAUUACAGUUAUAACAUAUUUAAUCAUACGUCACAACAAUUUAUAUUUUUAGUUACUCGAUGGUCUUCACGACUUCUUUACGGAGUCUCCAGUCGACUACAUUAAAACGAUGUCGGACUUUAUCACUCACACAAAAGAACCUCGUCCUCCUCUUGGCCAAACUCCUUCUCAUUUGUCCACCAUCUCCAACAAUCAGCAUACUUCUUCAGCUGAAGUCUCUCCUAAUAUGGUGCCGAAGAAACGAAAGUACACAAGGCACGAUGAGAACCACAAAAACAAUUCUAACGUUCCGCCAAAGAAAAAGUUACUAUCCAAGAAACUGAACAGUGAUAAGAAAACUACGAACACCGAUAUCAGCAUACGUGAACAUCUGAAGAUGCAGAUGAAGUUGCAGAAGAAGAAGGACGAGAUCUCGUUGGAGGCCACGGAGAACAGUCUGGACAACAUCAGCGACCACGACAUCAAGCAGGAGGAGGUGAUCGAAGAAGGAGUUGUCUACCCACCCACGGCAGAAGGCGGCUUCGAUACGGUAAGUGAAGCCAGCAAAUGCGUUAUUUCAAGAACCCAUUACAGAUCACCUUCCAAGAGCCGGUCAACAACUUCGUUGACGCCAAUAAUCGCCCUUCAUCUGCCAAACCGGUGAACUACAUUCUUCCUACAGUACCUUCUACAUCAUACCAACUCCCCACGUCUCAAAUCAGACGAAACGGUGUAGCAUACCUAACCGGUGGCAUCGGCAUUAAUCAUCAGAGCUCCCUGAUCAACCAAAGCUCCGCUAAACGUCACAUAUCACCUCAGCCGUCUAACUCCAACAACGUCGGGUCUCAACCCCUGAGGCCCAACGUUCAAUAUUACCAACCCAAGACCUUCACACAACUGAAUCCCUCUACCAUCCUCAGCACCAAGGCCGACAACAACACGGCUAGCGACAAGUCCAAGGAUAAGUUCCCGCGCCAAAUACUGUCGGCGACUCACAAAACGUAG
Messenger RNA from Bursaphelenchus okinawaensis, 3797 nucleotides. The record is from the annotation of a GenBank genome assembly. NCBI's taxonomy places the organism in Eukaryota, Metazoa, Nematoda, Chromadorea, Rhabditida, Aphelenchoididae.